Microthlaspi erraticum is the source of this 519-nucleotide messenger RNA. NCBI's taxonomy places the organism in Eukaryota, Viridiplantae, Streptophyta, Magnoliopsida, Brassicales, Brassicaceae. The record is from the annotation of a GenBank genome assembly.
AUGGCUUCUACUCUGCUUGCAAAACUUCUUAUCCUCACCAUACUUGUAACAAUCUCAAGAGCCAACGAAGAGCUAAUGAUGCAACAAUGCCACAACUCCAAAGAUACCACCAUAUGUCUUCGCUGUCUCAGCUCAAACCCAGCUUCUCCACAAGCCGACCAAGUCGGAAUCGCUCGAAUCAUUCUGAGAUGCGUCAACUCUCACCUCAUCUCCCUCGCCAACAUCACUUCCGGUUUGACCACAGAGCACCACUGGACUCCCGAGGGAGCAGCAGCGUUGAAGCAGUGCGGUUUGGGCUACAAAAUGGCUAAGCGUGGCCUGGGAAGGGCUGACGCUUACUUAAUAGUAGGAGAUUACGACAAGGCUGCGGAUGACGUCCGCGCGACGGAAUCUCCUCUGGUCUCGUGCCGUAACAGUCUCGUGACCGUCGUCUUCAAUUUGUCCUUUUAUUUCAGUUACCAUACCAAGGUUUCCUUGGCGUUGACUCAAUCUCUGCUCAGGAUCAUUGAUCGCUUCUAG